AGAAUUUAAAGAAUUUAUGUAAUGACAUCAGUCUAUCGCCAAAGUUUGAAAUGACUUGACUUUCACGACUCCCAGUCUUGUCAACUUUAUAUGUUAAACAUUGGCAAUCAUUUAAGUAAUGAGUCGGGAAGUCGGUCCCGUGUCAAUUGUGUGGGGAAACAUGAAGACCAAACUUUACUGUUGCAGCUCAUUCUGUAAAUGCCAGCAAAGAGGUUGGGCUAGAAAUUUUUUUUUGGGCCAUGCUAAUGGAGGCAUAGUAGUUUUUGCGGUGGGUAUCAUUUCGACUCGUAGUGUAUGUCGCCAUCAGCGGAGAGCUUAUAGUAACGAUAUCAUAUCACUUCGACUCUUACGUGACAAUCUGCAUCACUUGGCAGGUAAUAAUUUGAUCUAAGGUUUCGGCAA
Molecule: messenger RNA, 402 nt
Organism: Umbelopsis ramanniana AG
Lineage: Eukaryota; Fungi; Mucoromycota; Umbelopsidomycetes; Umbelopsidales; Umbelopsidaceae
Exons: 1
Coding region: 119-391 (90 amino acids)
Source: RefSeq, a predicted model, not a curated record